GUGACUCCCGCCGCGUGUAAACAUUGAGAGGACGCGGUUAUUUAUAAACACAUCGUGUCUCGCUGUUUCUGCGUUAACAGUGCUAAUUAUUGGCGGAGAAAAGAAGCGGAGGAUGGAAACUGAAAAUACUCGGCCGUACUUCUUCGGAGACAUCGGCUGCUGGUCAGAGAGAACAGAGGUCCACAAAGCAGCAUCUCUCGGGCAGGUCUCCAGGCUGCAGGAUCUCAUCCAGAGCGGAGCUUCAGUCAACAUCGUGGCAGUUGACUCCGUCACACCGCUACAUGAGGCCUGCGUCCGUGGACAGGCCCAGUGUGUCCAGCUGCUGCUGGAAGCUGGAGCCCAGGUGGAUGCGCGGAACGUGGAUGGCAGCACCCCGCUGUGUGAGGCCUGUUCAGCAGGUAGUUUAGAAUGUGUGAAGAUUUUGCUGGAACAUGGCGCCAAAGCCAACCCUGCCCUCACCUCCCGUACAGCCUCCCCCCUCCAUGAGGCCUGCAUGGGAGGAAACUCAGACUGUGUGAAGCUGCUGAUUGAACAGGGUGCUGGUCUGGAGGCGUAUGACCUUUACUAUGGGACCCCGCUGCAUGUGGCGUGUGCUAACAAACACACAGACUGUGUUAAAGUGCUGCUAAAUGCAGGUGCUAAAGUGAACGCUGCCAGGCUGCACGACACUCCGCUGCACCACGCCGCUAAAAGCAUGCUAGUGGACAUGAUCGAGAUACUGGUGGAGUUCGGAGCCAACAUUUACGCCAGAGAUCAACACAACAAAAAACCGGUGGACCACACCACUCUGGGCUCUCCGUCUGCAACCUACCUACAAUCUUAUGAAGUCACUCCCAUGAGUCUGCAGCAGCUCAGCAGGCUGGCUGUGAGGAAGAAGCUGGGCACCGGUGCUCUGAAGGACAUAGGUCAACUGGAUAUACCAAAACUCCUCAUCAGUUACCUCUGCUAUCAGUGAGCGGGAAGAGCCUCCAGGAGGAGCUGGGUGAGCGCUCACAGAGAGACUGGAAACUCGCUGCGCUGCCGCACAAAUUCUGCAAAGGUGCCGUUAGGUUUUUAUAAGAGUAGACAGAUAGUUUAGUUAAAUUCACCUGCUUCUUAAAUUACUGCACCUUAAGAGUCAAGACAUCUGCCAAAACGAAAUAACUUCAACUAGGUUUAAAUAUUACUAUCAUUAAAAGUUAUUAGAACAAGCAAUUUCCAUUUACCAGAACUGGAAUACUUGUGUCGGUAAAGGCACAGUUCAGUCCAGUGUAUGCCAGGAUCAGACUGUAAGAUAUCAGUCCAGUAAUGCUGAGGUGUCUCGAGAACAAGCCAAGAGUUCAUUUUUUAUGGAGUGUUUUGAACAAUGUUUCACCACACAUUAAAAAAGCCAACAUUAGAUGAAGCAAUAAACCUCAAAAUCACAUUUUUUAAACUCCUGUUAAAUAUGCAGCACGUCAGACCUCAUGACCCACACUUGCUGGUCUCAUUUUAGCCCCUGUAGUGUGUCAACUGACGAGUCUCUCAGAACUUUUUUUCUGUUACCUUAAUCCUACAGGAGUACACACACAACCAUAAGCAUAGAGAAGUGAAAGAAGGUUGUUGUUGUUGUUGUUAAGGUCUCCUACAUUUAUUAUUAAGUUGUAAAGAUUUGACUUUAUGACACCUCAUCUGACAGUGAGCGUGUUAAGGGUCACAGGUAUCAUGUGGUCUGAUCCUGGCAUUUAUUAAGUAGACUUUACCCUGGAUUCUGAUUCUGCACGUGCACAAGUCAAACUGAACAAAAUGCAAACAAACAAACAACUGGGAAACAAACAUAUCUUUAAUGUAACAAGUAACACCACUUGCACUUUUUAAUCUCUCAUUAGAUUUCAAACUACUCUCAACUUUGAUAAUUGCAUUG
This is a messenger RNA of Scomber scombrus (Atlantic mackerel), 1882 nucleotides long. RefSeq names its product ankyrin repeat and SOCS box containing 13a, tandem duplicate 2 (gene asb13a.2). Gene Ontology annotation, biological process: protein ubiquitination; positive regulation of protein catabolic process; intracellular signal transduction. Gene Ontology annotation, molecular function: protein binding. Lineage: Eukaryota; Metazoa; Chordata; Actinopteri; Scombriformes; Scombridae. The transcript has 6 exons. Bases 113 to 955 code for a protein of 280 amino acids. The record is from RefSeq and is a predicted model, not a curated record.